Messenger RNA from Saccharomyces mikatae IFO 1815, 1062 nucleotides. RefSeq lists its product as uncharacterized. The record is from RefSeq and is a predicted model, not a curated record. The transcript has a single exon. Lineage: Eukaryota; Fungi; Ascomycota; Saccharomycetes; Saccharomycetales; Saccharomycetaceae. The coding region runs from base 1 to 1062 and encodes 353 amino acids. Gene Ontology annotation, cellular component: membrane.
AUGACGCUACAAAGAAUCAGUAAAGAUUACUUAAAGCCCAAUUAUGGGCUUAUCUUACUUAUAGUGUCUUACUUUUUUAACUCUUCUAUGGUAGUUUCUACCAAAAUUCUAGAAAAUGACCCACUAAAAACUUCGCAACCGCGAAUUAAUCCUCUGCAAAUUCUGCUAGUAAGGAUGUCUAUUACGUACUGUUGUACCCUCGUAUAUAUGCAUUGGAAUAAAAAAAGUGUUCCCGACAUUCCAUGGGGUCCGGCAUCAUGUAGGAAAUGGUUGAUACUUCGAGGCAUUAUGGGAUUCUUCGGUGUUUUUGGAAUGUACUUUUCUUUAAUGUAUCUGAGUAUCAGUGAUGCUGUCUUAAUAACCUUCAUGUCACCAACGCUGACUAUUUUUCUUUCGUUUCUGUUAUUAGGUGAGCCAUUCAGUAAACUUGAAGCCUUGGGAUCUAUAAUUUCAUUCUCCGGAGUUGUGUUAAUCAUUCGACCCACAUUUCUGUUUGGUCAACAAACCCAAGGUCAAGAAGCUUCACAAGACGAUAUUGUUGAAACUCAAAAUCCCAAGUUAAGACUUGUUGCCAUUGGAGUGAGUUUAUUGGGAGUUUGCGGACUAAGCAGUGUUUACAUCAUUAUAAGGUAUAUCGGUAACAAGGCACACGCUAUAAUGAGUGUCAGUUAUUUCUCGUUGGUCACCACUGUUGUGGCUGCUCUUGGUGUGAUCCUGAUUCCCUCGAUGACUUUGCAGCUGCCUCAUUCGUGGAAACAAUGGGGGCUGUUCCUGAACUUGGGCGUUUCUGGUUUCAUUCAUCAAAUUUUACUGACGAUGGGAAUUCAAAGGGAGCGUGCAGGCAGGGGCUCAUUGAUGACUUAUACUCAAGUUAUAUACGCUGUUUUCUGGGAUGUCGUGCUAUUUCAUCAUUGGCCAAACAUAUGGACGUGGUGUGGUAUGGCGGUCAUCGUUACUUCUACUAUAUGGGUGAUUAACAUGAGGGCCUCCAAACAAAAUGUUGUAGCCACUAGUGAAUUACUUUCUACGUCGGAUUUUGAAUUAGAUGAGUUAGAAGAUUGA